Messenger RNA from Sinocyclocheilus rhinocerous, 735 nucleotides. RefSeq names its product ankyrin repeat and MYND domain-containing protein 2-like. The record is from RefSeq and is a predicted model, not a curated record. Lineage: Eukaryota; Metazoa; Chordata; Actinopteri; Cypriniformes; Cyprinidae. The annotation marks the transcript as partial. The transcript has 3 exons.
UCUUUUGAAAGGGCGAGACAGUGAUGGCUUCCUGGUAUUCCAGGAGAAGUUCAUUCGGGAGUGCAUUAGGAAAUUUCCAUACUGUGAUGCCACAUUACUGCAGCAGCUGGUCCGGAGUAUCGCUCCAGUGGAAAUUGGAAGUGACCCCACUGCUCUGUCAGUGCUCACGCAGGCCAUCACAGGACAGGUGGGUUUCAUGGACGCAGACUUCUGUGCAACCUGUGGUGAGAAAGGAGCAGAGAAAAGAUGCUCCAUCUGCAAAAUGGUGAUCUACUGUGACCAGGCCUGUCAGAAGCUGCACUGGUUUAGCCAUAAAAAGGUCUGUAAGAUGUUACAGGAGCAGAGAGAGAAACACGAAUCUGAGUCUGCAUCACGACUACAGAAACAGGCCAAAGGUAUUCAAACCCAAUUAGUUUUGCAUUACUAUGUCGUUUAUGAGAAGUAUCACGGUAUUAUCGUGUUUUUUGGGCAUCGUACCAUGGCAACACAUUGGCCUUGACGUGUUCUUUGGGAAUGCCCCAUAUUUCCUUUUAAGUAAUUUGUUUCAAGAAUCAUGCCACAAUGUUCAUGAUGUAUGUUUUUGAUUCACUAAAAAGAAUCAAAUGAUGAAAAUCAUUUGCUUUGAGAAUCAAGUUACACUGUUCGUGCUGUAUAUUUUUGAUUCACUUUUUUGUUGUCACACUUAAACUAAUAAUAGGCAUAGAGUAAAAGAGAAGAUUUGAGAUUACAAAUAUU